AUGCACGAAGCCUCUGUUCACAAAGAGUUUCUGAAGGAAUGCCUUCUUAUGUUUAAAAGCCUUAACGUUCUUCGGUGCCCACGGAAGCCUGCUUGCAUUCGCGGUUUCUGCUUGACCAUUCGGUCUGUGAUGCUGAUUUGUGAGCACCUGACAUCUGAGUAUGUUUUCAGAUACCUUCUGACUCGCGAUCUCAACCAAGAUGCACUCGAAAGCACAUUCUCCGUAAUAAGGUCAAAGUCUGGUGCGAACGCCAAUUUCUUUUGCUGGCAGUUUCAAGCAGCCUUUAGGCAUCUCCUAGUUAGCAACUUGUUUAAACUGUCCAACAAGAGCAACUGCGAAGAGGACAUGACAACUCUUUUAGCGGCUCUUCCUGUUGGUCUCUCAGCUCCCUCACCUUCACUUAGUCUAGGAAGCUCACGUCCACAAUGUGCAGCUGACCUCACAUCCUGUAGCUAUCCCUCUUUAUUAUCACUUAACAACUUGGUUUACUUUGCUGGAUGGCUGGUAACAAGGUUUGUCAAGUUUCGUACAUGUCAAAACGUGACUUAG
Molecule: messenger RNA, 549 nt
Organism: Ixodes scapularis (black-legged tick)
Lineage: Eukaryota; Metazoa; Arthropoda; Arachnida; Ixodida; Ixodidae
Exons: 1
Coding region: 1-549 (182 amino acids)
Source: RefSeq, a predicted model, not a curated record